UCUUUGAAAAAUGAAGAGAAAUCUGCCAAAACUGAUGUUCAGAAGCUUCUGGAAAUAGGUCAGAAACAGAGAGAACAAAUGAAGUCCCUCCAGGAGGCCCUGCAAAAUCAACUUAAAGAAACAUCUGAGAAGGCAGAAAAGCAACAGGCUACUAUUAAUUUUUUAAAGACUGAAGUGGAAAGAAAGAGCAAAAUGAUCCGAGAUCUUCAGAAUGAGAAUAAAAGCUUGAAAAACAAACUCCUGUCAGGAAAUAAGCUGUGUGGCAUCCGUGCAGAAGAGUCAAAAAAAAUCCAAGCCCAGCUGAAGGAGCUUCGUUAUGGGAAGAAGGAUUUGUUAUCUAAGGCCCAACAGCUUACUGAUCUGGAACAAAAAUUAGCUGUGGCCAGAAAUGCACUGGAGAAAGCAGCUCUUGACCGGGAGUCACAACUGAAAGCAAUGAAACAGACCGUACAACUCUGCCUGUCAUCUGUUUUCCGUGAUCAACCACCCCCUUUGAGUCUAAUCACGUCAAAUCCAACUCAGAUGUCAGUUCCACCCAGUACCUCUGACAUCAAGAUUCUAGAUGCAAGGACAAAAAGCAAGCCUGAACAAAGCGCUCCUGGAAGCAGUGAGAACUCUCAAGUUGUUACAACAAAGGAGGAAAAUCUGAAUGCCCCUGAGUGCAAUUCUGAAAAUGAGGACAGGACAUGUUUAAUGAAGCAUAAAGAAAAUCCCCCAAGCAAUGGCGCUGCAGAACCAGAGCCUACCCCACAGAAGCUGCAAAUGCCUCCUUGUGCCGGAUGUGAAGAGAAAAAAACCCAGGAAGAAAAAUUCACCAGCUUUGAAGAAAGGGUGACUAAAGAAGAAAAAAUACUGUAGAUACCAAGAAACUGUGUUAAAAACAUCCAUUUGCUAUUGUCUCCAUACCCUUUUUAGACCACAGGCUCGAUGGAAAUACUAAGUUUUUAAAUCAUGUGUUGUUUUUUCACAAUUUUAUGUACUUUAUAAAGUAGUCUUCAAAUUUUCCAAAAGAUUCCAGGCCAGUUAUGAUCCUCAAGCAAUAACCUAAUUAAAAUGAACAUCCUCAGUCAUAAGUAGUCAUUGUCAUCAGUAAAUUACCCAAUAUUAAUUGGCCUGUUUUGAACUCAAAUGCAAUAUAGCACUUAAUUCUUACGAUUCAUUUGGGUAUCUAGGACUUCUAUGACCUAGUAUGUAAAAGCAGCUGGAGGAUGAUAUAUUGUUUUGCACCCUCAGCAUUCUCAGAAUCCAAACUGCAAUCAUAUCAUAAAGAAUUUGGUGUCUUGAGAGUGUUUAUUUCUAGUCUUAUUAUGUUGAACCAUGGCUAACCAAUAUAUCAAGGCAACUCUGUCAGGGAUUUAAUCACUUAACAGAAUUCAUGAAAUGUGUUUGGUAUAAUACAGAGAGAAUACCUAAAUGAAGGAAUAAAUUUGUGACACAACUGAUUAGACUUUUUGGCAUUCUAUAGGCACAUCCCUAUGGUUGUCUGUGGGAACUACUCCAAGUUAGAAAUCAAGUUGUUUGAAAUUCUUGGCAUGAUUUUUUAUAUGAAAUUUGGGUAGUGGAAUGUGGGAUGGGAAGGGGGUUCUAAAAUACAAAUUUGCAAGCAGAUAAUAUACAUUUAAAAGUGGGAAUUUGAUGAAAGUAAAAUAGCCAUGUAGAGCCAGUGAACCCAGAUUCGUAUACGUUGAAAACAAAUGUAUUAUUAAAACAAAUCAAUGGCUUUGAUGCUCUUCAAAGUUAGGGCUCUAUAUAGGACUAUCACUGAUCCAAUCAGUUCACUCCUGAAUAAUGUGAACAUAGCUCACAAGCAAGAGAAAUUGACAUUGAAAUAAUUAUCUGAUUGAUAGGGUGGACAUAGCAUCAAACUUACAGACUAAAAUUGGCAAAAUGAUCAAUUGUAGUUUGUCUGUGUGGAAUAUAUAAAGACCCAUUUGCAGAAAGCAUAUAAGAGUAUGGGUUUAUACAAUGGAUAUACCAAGCAUUGGAUUACUAAAUCUUGGUAGGCUAUGUUAGAAAUAAUUAUAUAUAAAAUUAAGUUGAAAUUAAAUUCUUGGAUAUAAUGCCACACUUUGAUCACAAUGACAUAUUCAAAGAAAUGAAGCGAUUUGGAGAAAUAGCAAACUAUCAUUAACAGUAAAAGUAAUAUUGUAGCUAUUGUACUUACAGAAUAAUUCAGUAUCACUUAUCAGUAUUUUUCAGAUUACAGGCUACCUAAGAAAGAAAGAGAAUUGAUUUUAUAGAUGAUCCAUAGAGUUUUCUGAUGAAGUGACCACGACAGAAGAGAAGAUCAAGGUCCAAAGUUUCAGCUGACUUCUUGCUCUAAAAAUUUAAUUCUAUGAGAUGGAAUAUGCUAGCUUCUUGAGUCCUGUUCCUUCUAAUUGUCCCACUCUACCCAUAAACCCUAACCAUCUUCAAAGGUUUGUGAAAGAGAAGUAGAUAAUUUAGUUUUAAUUUAGGUUCACUUCCCUAAUCCCACCCUGUGCCCCAACUUCACUCCUAGACUCUAUGGAUCCUAUGGAAAGUUAAUGACUCAUUUCACCUUAGCAUAGUAUGUUAUGAGGCAUCUUUGGAACUAAUAAAAAGAAAACCAAGCUGAUGUUUUCUGAAAUUUUUAUAGCAUAUCAUGAUGAGAGGUGAAAAUUUGGCUUAAUAUUAAUCCAAUUUGAACAGCUUAUUUGUAAAUCAUUUUUUUCUAUGCUCUAAAUUCCUGUUCUACAUAUUGAUGAUAAAAAUCAAAUUGUUUCUCUAAAUUACUGUCAUGUCGCGUGGGCUUUGAAUGAAUAAAAUAUCCAUACUUUUUCUUUAAUGAUAGAUAGCAUUAUGUGUCCAGCAGACUUUACUGUGGUAUAGUCAUUGAAUUAUUUGUUUCAGAAUAGAAGGAAUUUGUAAGCAGAAGAGCUUUAUAAAUAUUUUUAAAUAAAUAUUCUUGAGAGUUCCUUUUAAUAGUUAAAUAUGGAAUACUUUUUUAGUAUGCUCUAUGACUUUACUGUAAUGAAUGCAUUGUAUUUCUCCCAGUCCUUUAAUUACUUUAAAAUAGCAUCAGAGAGGUUUAAAAUGCUUUACUUACACAUGUGGCUUCUGUCUGUAAGAGAGGUGCCAUUUCUCAUGUCUUUUAAUUAACAGCUCUGUAAAAUGAUGGUUGUUUUUGAGAAGUUAAAUUCAUAGCCUAACUAUCCUCAUAUGGAAGAAAAUAUUAACCUGAAUGUUGAAUAUAGAUAGUAUGAAUUCUGUUACGUACCUGUAAUGGUUAGCAGUGAAAGAUUUCUUAUGUUUUGCAGAAUAUGAAUUGACUUCUAUUGAGAAACAAACAUACUUUCUGAUGGAAUAACAAUAUAGAGAUUAUCAGAACUACAAUUGCUUUCUCUCUAGUUAUUUUAAAAUGCUAAUCUGCUAUAUAUUCAUUCUAAAUUACAAAUUUGUUUUGAUGUUGUGUUUCCUCUUAUAUCCAUGAGCUAUGUAAACUGAACUAGUGCCUAAAGCAUAUCAGGCCUAAAUGAAUGCUGACUGUGUCUAUCCAAUGCCAACAUUCUCAGAAGAAAAGUGAAAGAUUCAGUAACUCAUCUGGAUGUGAUUUUCUGUUGAUCUCAAAUCUCUGAAUACUGAAUAUAUUAGAUGGCUAACUUUUUUCUUUCCAUUCUUUAAUCAUAUAUUUAGCAUUGUAGUGCUAUUUCAGACAUAAUUCUGUUUCAUAAAAUAUACUGGAUUACAAGUCUAAGACAGUUAUAUGUGAAGGAGACAUUUACUCUUUUAGAUUGACAAUGUGGGUUAGGUGGAUUAAAACAGUAUCUGUGAACUUUGAAUAAUGGAAUCUUUUAUUUUUAUAGCUGGGGUCUGUAAUUAGCACUAAUUGCAGCAGAGGCUGAAAUAUUAUUGACACCAUACAGUAGGGUGAGCUGGCCAGACCUAGAGAGUGAUGAAAACAUGUGCUUGUUUACUUUGGGGAUGUUUCUGUCAUGUGUACAGUCUUAAACUUUCCCAAACUACUUGUUCAUCUGGAUUAUGUGUUGCAGAUUAAUGGCCAAUGGUGAGGGAUAAAAGGUACUGGAAGAUGGCCUAUUUUUCCUCAAUAAAGAUUUGUUACCAAA
Miniopterus natalensis is the source of this 4085-nucleotide messenger RNA. It is a transcript of the gene LUZP2, whose product is annotated as leucine zipper protein 2. Lineage: Eukaryota; Metazoa; Chordata; Mammalia; Chiroptera; Miniopteridae. The record is from RefSeq and is a predicted model, not a curated record.